Molecule: messenger RNA, 1252 nt
Organism: Trichoderma asperellum CBS 433.97
Lineage: Eukaryota; Fungi; Ascomycota; Sordariomycetes; Hypocreales; Hypocreaceae
Cellular component (GO): cytoplasm
Molecular function (GO): zinc ion binding; alcohol dehydrogenase (NAD+) activity
Source: RefSeq, a predicted model, not a curated record
CAGAAGCUACAUUUACCUAAUCGUUAUAUCGCACCUACGCGACUACACUCGAAGGUUGUUACAGGCACAGCGUUAAGAUGGGCAGCCCAGUUCCCUCGCUCCAAACUGCAGCCGUUAUAGAACACCCAGGCCCAAACGGUAUAGUGCGAAUUGACGACGCCCAUCCCGUAGAGACACCAGGCAAAGAUCAAGUUCUUGUCAAAUUAGCUUAUAGCGGUAUCUGCGCAUCAGAAGUUCGGGCACUGCUGGGCUGGGCAAAUUAUAAGCCGGUUGUUGGCCACGAGGGAGUUGGAAUUGUUGUGAAAAUAGGCGAGAAUGUUUCAGAGUCAGUGCUUGGACAGCGAGUAGGCGUGAAAUGGCUUCACAGUGCGUGCGGGCUAUGCUCUGAAUGCCAAAGAGGAUCUUCCAAUCACUGCAUUAAACCAGCCUUUACAGGUGUUCAUGCUCAGGGAACUCUACAGCAAUAUGUAAUCGCCGACUCGCGAUACUUGACCGUAAUUCCAGACGGCAUUCCCGGAGAAGUGGCUUCUCCUCUGCUAUGCGCGGGAUUAACAAUGAUGGGUGGCAUUGCAAAACUUGACGAACAUAUACCCAAAGAUGGCUGGGUCGUAAUCUCAGGCUCGGGCGGCGGUUUAGGACAUAUCGGAGUUCAGAUCGCCAGCAGAUUAAGGAAAUUUAGGGUUAUCGCAGUCGAUUCCGGACUAUCCAAACGAGAGCUCAGUCUACAAUGCGGCGCCCAUGAAUUCAUCGAUUUCGCUACCGAAGAUGUUGAGCAGCGAGUCAAAGAAAUAACAGGUGAGGGGGCUCAUGCUUGUCUCAUUGUUUCUGGAUCAGAAGCCGCAUUUGAGCUUGCGCCAAAGCUGGUUCGGAACAAUGCAUUAUUAGCUGUGAUAGGAUUACCUGCCGCCACCUUCAACUUUCCCUUGGCAGCCAGUGUAUUCGCCGCAAAAGCACUCACGGUCACCGGCGUCAUGGUAGGGACUGAGCAAAUGAUGGAGGAGCUUCUCCAACAAACCGCUGCAGGAGUUAUCCGUCCUAUGGUCAAAGUGGAAGAAUUUUCAAAAGUUCCAGAUAUUUUUGACAAGUUGAAGAAUAACCAGGUAACGGGACGAAUAGUGGUGAGGAUUCCUCAGUGAGGGUAUUGAGAAGGUGGCGUUUCUUGGUUUCUUGGUCAAAUAAAUGGAAAUAUCACGGAAGCACAUAUUAGCAGCCUCAGUUACAGCUACAUAAAAGUAGAUUUGAAAUAAGAUGC